AAUUCACAAGUUUUCCUUCGUAUUCCAAUAAUGUGGUCUGCGAUUUUUGUUAUCGCCUUUAUUACCUUUUCUUAUGGUUUAGAGAAUGGACUUGGCAGGACGCCUCCUAUGGGAUGGAGUACUUGGAAUCAUUUUCAAUGCGGUGUUAAUGAAAAUUUGCUUAAAGAUGCCGCCGAUGCUAUGGUUGAUUUAGGGUUCUUGAAAGCUGGUUAUAACUAUUUAAAUUUGGAUGAUUGUUGGGAAGGAAACAGAGAUAAAAAUGGGUAUAUCAAUACGGAUCCAAAAACUUUUCCUGGCGGCAUUAAACCCCUUGCGGAUUAUGCACAUUCAAAAGGAUUAUUAUUUGGGAUCUAUAGUGAUGCCGGACGUUUAACUUGUGCUAGGCGCAUUGGAUCUCUUGGUUACGAGAAACAGGAUGCGGAAAAAUUUGCCGAAUGGGGAAUCGACUUUCUAAAAUAUGAUAAUUGCCAUAAUGAUGGUUCACCAGAGAAAGAUCGCUAUGAGGCAAUGGGAAGAGAACUUAAUAAAACUGGAAGGCCAAUUUUCUAUAGUAUAUGUGAAUGGGGAAAAAGCAAACCUUUCCUUUGGGCUAGAGAAGUUGGCAAUAGCUGGAGAACGACUAAUGAUAUUAGAGCGUCCUGGGUGUCUAUUACAUCAAUUAUACAAAAGCAACAAAUGAUUACUAAAUAUGCGGGACCAGGAGGUUGGAAUGAUCCUGAUAUGCUUCAAGUAGGUAACGGUCAUCUUACUUUAGAUGAACAAAGAAGUCAUUUUUCUAUUUGGGCUGCUUUGAAAGCACCCUUAAUACUUGGGUUUGAUAUAAUAAAUCCACCUGCGGAUGCAAAAGCAUUGGUGUUAAAUGAGGAAAUCAUAGCUGUGAAUGUAGUUCUUUUUAAUCGUGGAGAAAUUCCACAAGUAAUUACAUUACAUUUUGCAUCUCAUUGUAAUCUUGAUGGUGAAAUUACAGUUCGAGAUCUUUGGGAACAUGCUGAUAAGGGAAUUUUUACAAGAAGAGUUCCAAAACAUGGUGUAACAGUUUUAAAGCUUACAGGUGGCACGCCAGUUAAAAAGCAUAAUGAAUCAUUAUUUUUACAACAUGUUUGGGAUGAUGAUAUUGUCGACAAUCAAGUUGAUGUUAUUGUUAACGGCGAAAAUUUAUCAGACUUAGAAUGA
This is a messenger RNA of Cetraspora pellucida, 1173 nucleotides long. The record is from the annotation of a GenBank genome assembly. NCBI's taxonomy places the organism in Eukaryota, Fungi, Glomeromycota, Glomeromycetes, Diversisporales, Gigasporaceae.